AUGGCCAACUAUUACAAUCCUUUCGCCAGGCGUGAGACUCAUAAUGCUCACGCGCUAAAUGUAUAUCGCAUCUUUGUUCCUCUCACCUGGGCGCUGGUCGUCAUCGUUGGGAUUUACUAUUCCACCAAUUCGACAGAUGACACUAAGCAUGGUAAGAAGAUCUGGAAGCAGAUCAAGAAUCAUCCCACACCUUUCACCCAGAACCAGACUGUCACUGAGAUCUAUUGGGUCCUCUUGCUACUCUCUCAGCUAAGCUAUGUGUGGCAUCUCUUCAGUAAGGAUGUUGCGCUGGUAGCUUCCGCUGCCAAUGUGGCAACUCACUUUAUCCUGAAUAAUCUAUUUACCCUCGCCUGGAUUCUACUCUGGACUCGUAACUUUUUCUGGAGUGCGGAGAUUAUUCUCGUCGCCCAUUUGAUCAACCAGAGUUCGUGUUACUGGCGCCACCGGGGACUUCCGGCUUUCGUACACUUGCCCGCUGUGGCAGGUCCAUAUGCUUGGACACUGACUGCGUUGUUCUGGAAUGGUGCCGUGGCUGUACACAGCCAUAAUCUCCCCGGUCGCAUCGUGGCUAACAUCUUUAUUUGGGUGAUCCUGGCUAUCGGUCUGUUUGAUAUUGUCAUUUAUCAGGAUUAUAUCCUGGGUUACUGCCUGAGCUUCCUGACUCUCUCACUGGCCGUCCAGCAAUUCUCUAUCAAGAUCAUUGCUUUGCAGUGGAUCUUUGCCUUUACCAUCUUCGGCGUCUUCCUCGUAAGCUCGCUGUACAUUUCCACUACGAAGUACGCGGGCCGGGAUUCGCUAUUCCGUCGGGUCGCGCAUCCCGAGUCAACCGAUCGUGAAAGACAACCUCUGCUUAACGAGGAAGCCUAA
Molecule: messenger RNA, 867 nt
Organism: Penicillium malachiteum
Lineage: Eukaryota; Fungi; Ascomycota; Eurotiomycetes; Eurotiales; Aspergillaceae
Product: DUF1774 domain-containing protein
Exons: 3
Coding region: 1-867 (288 amino acids)
Source: RefSeq, a predicted model, not a curated record